Apis cerana (Asiatic honeybee) is the source of this 2538-nucleotide messenger RNA. RefSeq lists its product as uncharacterized. Lineage: Eukaryota; Metazoa; Arthropoda; Insecta; Hymenoptera; Apidae. The record is from RefSeq and is a predicted model, not a curated record.
UCUGAAAACAAAAAUGUCGAUGAAUUUUUUGGUACAGUUUGUUAAAAAAAGAAGCGAUGUCAAGGAGCAUACAAGAUGCUUUUACAAUUGAUGAAUUUUUAUCGUAAAUGUUUCUCUUUCUCUCUUUCUCCCUGUCGCCAAGUUUUACAAAACAACAAUAUCUAUUUUCGCGAACGUCUAGUUUUCCCUCUAGCAGACGUUGCGCAAAUUAGAUCAUCGUUUCGAACAAUUUCUAAAAAUAUCCAAAAUUUCUCCAACAUCGAAUUUUUCUAUUUAAGAAAUAAUUGCGCGUACCACUGUUAUAGAAACUAUAUUAAAUUACAAACAUACGCAACAUUCGAGAGGAAUCCUAUCUUUAAUCUUCGAUAAAAAUCUCGAUAAUAAAAAUCUGUUUAACAAAGCGGAACCUUGAAACACGACUCUCACGACUUUUAAAAAGAACAAACGAAACGAACGAAAUCCAAAUUCUUGAAAAUAUCCGCUAGUGUAAUCCAUAUGUGACGUGUGUAAAACCAUGUAGCAAUCCAUAGGCUCGGUUUAUCAUACGACGACACGAGGUUAAAGAUCACAAACUACUCCACGAUCUCUUUCCUCGUAAUGACGUAUUAACCGUGACACCCUCGAUGCCCUGGAAUCUCGGCUGGAUUAUUCACGGUGUGUCAAUAUUGAACAGGAUACAAUGAACGUAAGUCCCCCCCUCUCCCCUCCUACCCGAUGACAAAGAUAAUGGCCUGUAUCUCUCACGAUCGCGGCUGGCAUCCUGUCGGAUCUCGGAUUACCGAUUUCUAUACGCGCGACCACGCAUCCUGUACACGCGUGUACACGCACCAAACACACUUGAUUGUGUAACAACGCCGCGUUUACACCUAGAUUUACUUUGCGGCCUGCCCGUUAUCGUCCACGUAAUUGGCGGACACCUUACCCUUUUGUAAACGAGCUACGCCCGCAACUUUAUAAGUAACUGUCUCGUUUUUACGGCGAGUCUUCUUUCCUCGCAACAAGCGCUCGAAAGAUCGAUCGAUUUGCAGCCAUGCGAACGUUUUAUACGUGUUUUUGGUUCUCCUUGAUUUCCUACUCGGUGUGCAUCAAGUGCAGGAUAAUCCUCGUGGCUGCUUUCGAUCGCGAACCGGCCGAGGAUUCAUUCCCGAAGGAAAAUUGGAAGAUUUGGAGACGAUCGUCGAAUUUUCAACACCGACAGCUCCAACGCGGCUUGGAAGAUUUCCGGAUAUCGAAUGAUUCCGAGGAAAAUGUUUUUUUCUCCACGGAUAAGUGCUCCAGGUAUUGUAUCAAAAGGCAGAUCGAUGAAAAUGGAAACAGUGUACAAUACAUUAAUCUAUUCUGGACAAAUGGUAUCGACGCAAUGGAUCAAUCGUCCUCGAAAGAUCAUUCGGAGUUUCUGUCGAAAACAGAAUGGACAGAUGCACGAAAUCCAGACAUUAUCCAACAUAGAAAUUGUCAGAUUUACCUUGACCUAGAUUGUAACAUCAUCGAAACGAGAACUUCGAAUUAUGCGAACAGGGAAUUCCACUUGGAAAACGAUGAAAAGAACAAAGGCAAGAAAAUUACAGAUAUUAUAAAAAUAGCAGAAAAAUACAACUUGAGUGAACAGACACAAAUGAACUUCUCGGUCGACAACUCGAUCCAUAGAAUCGUCAUAGACAUCGAUGGAAACGUUUCAAACGCAUUGCUUCGAAUACCUACGAACACAACAGUUUCGAGGCACGGAACGAUCAUAUCUUGGACGAGUAAGGGCGAUGCGGAAGGUGUGCGUAUUGAGACGUGGAACCCGCCAUCUGGCGAGUGGCGUCUGAAACUCGUAGGGGAGGAUCGUUCGAAAUAUCAAUUGACGGUGAUGGGUUUCGUCGAUGAGAAUUGCGACGAAAUAAAAAAUCUUUCUCUGGAAUCAGAGACGAAAGAAAACAUCAAUGAAGAUACGAUUAAAAAUUAUCGUAUAAAUAUUAAGAUGAAGGAUGAUAUUUUAGGAAAUGAUAAGGAGACAUUUAAUAAUGAAGCAACGAAAAUUAAUUCUGAAAAAAUUAUGGUGAAACAAAAUUCAAAUCCAUCGAUGAAUUCCGAAAUGAUGGAAAAUAAAAAAAUAACUCAAGAAAGAUCAUUGACAUAUCGUAUGCGAGAUCAAAAAGAAAAUAAUCACUCGAGAAAAGAAAAUUUCAGCGAUAAUGACUUGUCGAUAAUCUCUAGCACUGAAAAUAUGCUUAUUAAUUUCGUUGAAUACGUUACUUUCGUAGACGUUGACAAAAAUGUAAUUACUACAUCGAAUGAAAAGUUUUUGGAAAGAAAGGAGGAUGUCUUCGCGCUAAAAAGUUAAUAUUAACAUAUCGCAAACAUUAGAAAUAUCAUAAAACAAUGUUCACACAAUAAAACAUAUCGUUGAUUCAGGAACAGGAAAAUCUUCAUACAAGAUCCUCGACUGGAGUAAUUGAAAACCUCGACGUUAAGAGAACUCCAAUACAGAAAAAUAUUAAUAUAUCGAUGAGAAUGAUCGAAACUCUGAAUAAUAAAGAAAUGUCCGAAGAAUUG